AUGAUGAACUUCGCAGAUACGCUAGUCAUCCUAAAUGAGGACGCGCCGUGUGAGCUGCUGAGGAAGAAAUAUGCGCAGAUGCUUGUCCCAACGGUGAGCGUGUCAAACUUUAAAAAGAACAAACAAUACAAAACCUAUAACAACGUAUUCCUGUACACGUAUAGAGAGUAUGACUUCCUGUGGGAUCUAGACGAUAAUGUUUUGCACAAGAUCCAGAGGUGCCUGAAUAAGAGCGGGGUGCUCAAACUGGUUCUUUACAUAAGUAACACAGAUGGUGGGGACAACAAAACGCAUGAUGAAAUUGCAAAGCGAUUAAAGAGGGAGUGCCUCUACAGUGGCUUUAUCAACAUUUCGAACGAAAUCAGCAUGGCGGAAAACGGGAUCAUCAUAAAUGUGACAGCAGAGAACCCUGAUUUUUUAUCAAAUGAAGACGAUGAUGAGGGAAAUUCAAGUGACGGAGAGGCGUACCAAAAUGCGGAAGACAACAAGAAGGUCGUCAACAGGGUGUGUGCUAACUGCACAUGCGGGAAAAAAACAAAUGGAGUUAAACUGGACAAAGUUACCAUAAAUGAAAAGGAAGUGCAGUACUUAACGGAGAAUGCCGUUUCUUCCUGUGGAAAUUGCUAUCUGGGGGAUGCUUUCCGAUGUGCCUCUUGCCCCUACAAAGGCCUACCAGCAUUCCAGCCUGGAGAAAAUGUGAAGCUCAAUUUAGACAAUGAACCUAACUGA
Molecule: messenger RNA, 729 nt
Organism: Plasmodium knowlesi strain H
Lineage: Eukaryota; Apicomplexa; Aconoidasida; Haemosporida; Plasmodiidae
Product: Fe-S cluster assembly protein DRE2, putative
Exons: 5
Coding region: 1-729 (242 amino acids)
Biological process (GO): iron-sulfur cluster assembly
Cellular component (GO): cytoplasm
Molecular function (GO): iron-sulfur cluster binding
Source: RefSeq, a predicted model, not a curated record